Molecule: messenger RNA, 2679 nt
Organism: Orbilia oligospora ATCC 24927
Lineage: Eukaryota; Fungi; Ascomycota; Orbiliomycetes; Orbiliales; Orbiliaceae
Exons: 5
Coding region: 1-2679 (892 amino acids)
Cellular component (GO): nucleus
Source: RefSeq, a predicted model, not a curated record
AUGGACCUCCUAAGGCGUAUUUCCGGCUCUUCGACAAGCUCUUCGGACGACAAUCCAUUUAGGAGGGGAUUAUCCCUCGGGCCCCUCCGACGGAAGUCAUCUAAAGACAGCAGCAAGGCUAUAAAGAUUAGAAAGGCCCUGAAAGACCAGAUAAAAGAGUACAAUUCCAACCAACAUCAAGCAUACACAUCUGCUCCUCAAAGCCCCCUUGUUAAGUCUAGAACAGGGAGUUUCCUAGAAUCACCAGUAUUGGAGGAAGAGGUUUUAUCUGUCCCUCGACCAAUUCGGCCUUCCAACGAGCGGAUGUAUUCGCAUGCGAAUGAUUCAACAUCGAAUCAUUCUGACGAAAACGAUCUGCCACUAGGAGUAGUAUUUGCUGGAUUGAGUCCAAGAAGAGAAUCAACACUUUCGAUUCCAUUCACACUACCAAGAUUAAUCAAGAAUAGACGAAUAUCAGAACAUAUCGAUCCAAUGCAUAUUAGCGUCGGUUCCAUGAAUACCGUCAGUUCUACGAGUACGAUGAGUUUGGCGAGCUCGGCAUCUAUUCCAAAGUCGAUUACUCGACCUCGAAAAAUAUCUGAGGCUAUAAGCUAUUUCGAUGAUAUGGAGGAAGAGGAGGAAGAGGAGGAAAACGCGGGCGUCGUUCGGAAGGAAGAGCCAAAACGAGACGAGAGAUUUGACAAAAUCGUUCCCCAUGUCUCGGUACUACCAGACGUCCCCGAGAUUCAAUCGGCGAGUAGCUCCUACAGCGCCCGCAACUUUGAGGCUCGCGGGUCUAUCGUUUCCUUUGUCACUACUAAUUCCUCUGCACCCUCGCCUACAAACAACCUUACGUCUAGUAUGUCAAAGAGGAAGACUCUUCCGUAUAUCCCAGACAAUGAGUUACAAUCCUACGACCUUCUUCCACCUACCCCGAAUGUGCCAACAAGACAGGAGAGAUUAGCUGCAGAGCAAAUAGAAGAGCUAUCUCAGAAACUCUAUUCUAAGGAUCAUCUACGAAUUAUUACAUCGGACCCGGGGCUACUUCAUAGCUUCUCACGGUUCUUGGCCUCCUAUAGGCCAUCCGCAUCGAUGGAUUUGUUAACAUACUACCUUAACGCGAAGAAGGCCAUCAAAGCCAUUAACUAUGCAAAUUCUCUGGCUGAGUCACUGGGUCCAAGUCCUUCUCCUGAUAGAUCAUGGAUCCACACCGAGGACGAAGGCACCACGCCGGUCAAUAAAGUCCUUGAAAGGAAAGCUGCAGAUGCGUUCAAGAUUCUGACCGAGCAGGAGCUCCCGCGCUAUGUCUCUUGGGUGUAUACUGAGAUUGUGACAUACAACAUUCAGAAAAAGAUUACUGGGAGUGAGGUUCGGUAUCUGGAGGAAAGCUCAAAUGAAUUGGGCGAGGUCUUCUGCCUGACUGAUCCACAGCGACAUGACAAUCCAAUUGUGUUCGCAAGCGAAGAAUUCCAUCGAGCGACCCAAUACCCGAUCUCCUACGUCUCUGGGCGAAAUUGUCGCUUCCUUCAGGGCCCCAAAACACAACGGCAUUCUGUGGCCCGUCUUCGUGAUGCAGUUCGUCAAGGACACGAAAUUACAGAGUGCUUUUUGAACUACAAACGUGAUGGAACCCCAUUCUUAAAUCUUGUUAUGGUUGCUCCUUUGCUUGACUCCAAGGGGCAGGUCCGAUAUUUCAUCGGUGCCCAGAUCGAUGUCACAGUGCUUGCGAAGAAUUUUGUCGGUCUCGAAGGCUUCGGCCGAUUGAUGACGAAGCAGAAGAGGCAGAGCGAAGUACUAGAUACGGAAUUAGAUUUGGAUCUUGUUAGGCCAAAGAAUGAAGAGUUCAAACAACUAGCGGACUUGUUUAGUGCCGAAGAAAUCGAGAAGGUUAAGGAAACUGGUGGCCAAUUGCACAAAGAUCAUAAAAUUCAAGAUCCCUUGGAUGAGCUUUUCGCAGAAGACCAAAAUACCGAAGAAGAUUCGAUAACCGGGCCUUUUAUCCCUUCCGGUUCCCUUGGCGAGGCCUCGGAAGGAGAAGAAGCACCCAAAAAGAAAUUGAAGACCACAAAAAGCAUCAAUUUUUGGAGUAGUUCCUUGAGGGGCGUCUACAGAAAUUAUAUUCUCGUUCGGCCCUAUCCAUCUCUUCGGAUCCUCUUCGCUUCCCCUUCGAUGCGUACACCGGGUAUCCUUCAAUCUCCACUCAUGUCCAAAAUUGGUGGUUCAGAUGAUGUUCGUGAAGAGCUUGAAUGUGCACUUUCCAACUCACGAGGUGUCACGAUCAAAGUUCGGUGGUUGAGUAAACUCGAUGAACAAAAUCCUAAGAAGAGCGAAUUGCUCGGCCGUGAAAGAUGGCUUCAUUGUACUCCUCUCUUUGACGCUAACGGUGCCGCUGGUGUCUGGAUGAUUAUCGUAGUGGAUGAUGACUCGAAUUCAGAGACUAUCUCCCAUCACGAAUAUGAUAUCUCAGAUCUUCCCGGUCUUGACCUCGGCCUUGAAAGACGUCCAAUUUCCAGUUCCACCGAAUCAUACAGGCUCUCUACUUCGAUUGAUAUCAGCGGAUUGAUUAGAAACGGCCAAGCUUGUGGGUUUAUCAGAAAAUCUCGAGAUGCACCGGUUAUCCAGAAUCCUGAAGAUUGGAGAGCACAAAACGGAAACUGCGACUUCAUAUUCGACGACCCGCCUGAUCAGGGCGAGAGCUGA